This is a messenger RNA of Candidozyma haemuli, 507 nucleotides long. Its product is annotated as chaperone. The transcript has a single exon. Bases 1 to 507 code for a protein of 168 amino acids. Lineage: Eukaryota; Fungi; Ascomycota; Pichiomycetes; Serinales; Metschnikowiaceae. The record is from RefSeq and is a predicted model, not a curated record. Gene Ontology annotation, cellular component: EMC complex. Gene Ontology annotation, biological process: protein folding in endoplasmic reticulum.
AUGGCUUACGAAGAGCUACUUCAACCUGAGAUCAAGGCUCGUGGUCACAGCAGUAUAGCGCCACCUCCAGGAUUCGGCCUGCAAUUGUCUUCCAAGGCCAAACCCGUGGAACCUGUGAAGAAGCCUACCCCAGCUGAACUCGACAAGUUGAAGCUCAAGAAGGCUUGGGACAUUGCCUCUGGCCCUGCCAAAUCUGUCCCUAUGAACUGUUUCAUGAGUUACAUGACGGGUAACUCUUUGCAGAUGAUUCCAAUUAUGAUGACGGUUAUGCUUCUUCUUAAUCCUAUCAAGGCUAUUUUCUUAGAGACGAAUAAGGCGUUUGCUUCCUUGGAGACAAGAAACGCCUCUGAUUUGCUUCUUCCGAAAGCAGCAUUUGUGGUUUUCCAGCUAGCUAACGCUGGAAUUGGCUUGUUCAAGCUCUGGCGUAUGGGUUUGAUCCCCAACGGUGAAGCAGACUGGCUAGGGUGGAAAGAGGUUACUCAGGUCGUGGAGAAGUUGAGAACGUGA